CCAGUGAGAUCUCCAACAGAAGCACUGUCAAGAUGAUCAUCGUAUGGAUUACAUUGUUUUUAAUUCACCAAGGAUAUACUUUAGUUCCAGUGAAAACUGUUCAGCUUGGUGAACCAGCGACUAUAACAUGUGCUAUACCCAAAGAGCUCAGCAGUAGAGGAGUCCACUGGUACAAGCAGAGUUUUGGGGAAACUCUGAAGUUAAUAGUGACAGUAUUCAAAUCUACAGAACCUACUUUUGGCCCUGAAUUUACUAGUUUGAAAUUUGACAUCGGUGAUGAUUUUGCCAGCCUGACCAUUUUGAAAGCAGAUCAAGACGAUGAGGGAAUCUAUCACUGUGCAAAUACAGAAAGGAUUGGAGUUAAAUGGAGUGGGACGUAUUUGUUGGUAAAAGGAAACACUCAGAGGACAUCAAACUAUACAGUUAGUCAGCUGCUGAUAGAAUCAAACCCAGUUCGUUCAGGAGACACAAUGACUCUUCAGUGUUCAGUCUUCUCUGACUCUGACAAGACAUGUCCAGGAGGUCUUAAUGUUCUCUGGGUCAGAACUGGAGCAAAUCAAGCUCAUCCCAACAUCAUCUACACUGAUACAAAUAGAAGUAAUGAAUGUGAAAAAAGCUCUGACCCCCAAAACAGAUGUGUUUUUCGGUUCAAUAAGAAUGUCAGCUCCUCUGAUGCUGGGACCUACUACUGUGCUGUGGCCACAUGUGGGGAAAUAUUAUUUGGAAAUGGAAUUACGCUGGAACUUGAGUCAACCCAGUCAGUAUUCAUUCAGAGCACGAUAUUAAUAGUUUGUUUGGCUAUUUCUGUCACUGGAAAUGCGUUCCUCAUCUUCAACCAACAAGUAUGUAAAUUGCAUAGAGGAAAUGAAGGUGCUUUAUCAGAUAUACAAACUGAAACCUCGCACCAACUUACUGAAGAAGCUGAUGAUGAACUAAACUACGCUGCACUGAAUUUCUCUGAAAGAAAAACAAGAGGAAAACGGAAGAGAGAGGGUGCUGAAGACAGUGUCUACUCUCAAAUCAGUGUAAAGAUGAUUGUGAUGUGGAUUACGAUGUUCUUUCUUCAUCAAGGACAUUCUCUGGUCCCAGUAAAAACCGUUCAGCUUGGUGAAGCAGCAACAUUAACAUGUGCUUUACCCAUUAAAGAAUUCGGCAGUACAACAGUCCACUGGUACAAGCAGAGUCCUGGAGAUGGUCUUAAAUUAAUUGUGACAUUGUCAAAAUCAGCACCACCUGAAUAUAGUCCUGAAUUUUCAAGAAAGAGAUUUAAUGUGGAAAAUGCUAAUCAUUUUUGCAACCUGACCAUUCUGAAGACAGUCCAAAAGGAUGAGGGAAUCUAUCACUGUGGAAUAGCUGAGUGGUUGUAUCCCAUUCAGUGGAGUGAGACAUAUUUAUCAGUAAAAGGAAACACACAGAUGAGAUCAAACUAUACUGUUGUUCAGUGGCCUACAGUAUUAGACCCACUCCAUCCAGGAGAAUCAAUGACUCUACAAUGUUCAAUCAUCUCUGUCUUUGGCAAAGCAACAUGUCCAGAAGAUCUUAGUGUCUUUUGGUUCAGAGCCGGAUCAAAUAAAUCUCAUCCAAACAUCAUCUAUACUGAUGGAAAUACACGUGAUGAAUGUGAUAAUCGAUCUGAGACUCAGAAGAGAUGUGUUUAUCGCUUCUCUAAGAACAUCAGCUCCUCCGAUGCUGGGACUUACUACUGUGCUGUGGACACAUGUGGGGAGAUAUUAUUUGGAAAUGGAACUGCACUGAAACUUGUGCAACCGGCACAAUCAGUAUUCCCUCAAAUGCUAAUAUUAAUAGUUUGUUUGGCUAUUUCGGUCAUUGGAAAUGUGUUCCUCAUAUUCAACUCAAGAGUAUGUAAACCAUUUAAAGGAAAAGAAAGUGCUAUAUCAGAAUCACAAACUGACAAGUUGAACCAACCAAUUGAAGCCGAUGACCAGCUAAACUAUGCUGCACUGAAUUUCUCUGAAAGGAAAACAAGAGGAAGAAGGAAAAGAGACAUUACUGAGGACAGUGUCUACUCUCAAGUUAAAUGCUGAUGCUGAUAUCAGUGGUGAAGAGCCCAUUAAAAAUUAAAUUGAACCUGAAACCUGAUUGCAGAUCUUAUUAUUUGUGACAGGUCUCGUUAUUUUGCUGCCCUGAUUAAAUAGUAACUGUGAGCAAUUUAUUUGCCUCAUCGCUGACAAGUUUGGGCUCUCAAACUAAAACAAAGUCUUGUCACAUUUUUGAAAUCCCUG
Molecule: messenger RNA, 2243 nt
Organism: Oreochromis aureus
Lineage: Eukaryota; Metazoa; Chordata; Actinopteri; Cichliformes; Cichlidae
Exons: 12
Coding region: 33-2045 (670 amino acids)
Biological process (GO): response to bacterium
Source: RefSeq, a predicted model, not a curated record